Closterium sp. NIES-65 is the source of this 1275-nucleotide messenger RNA. NCBI's taxonomy places the organism in Eukaryota, Viridiplantae, Streptophyta, Zygnematophyceae, Desmidiales, Closteriaceae. The record is from the annotation of a GenBank genome assembly.
AUGCGUGACAACGGGAGCUUACCUGAGACGGAGAAGGUAGCAGACGCGCUCGAGCGCGAGGUGGGGAGGUUCCGCGGAAGCAGCGGGGCGGCAGAAGAUGCGGGGGAGCUUGGAGGGGAUCAGGCUGUACCUGCGGCGAUUCAACUAUCGGAGGGGCUGAAUUCGGUUCAGUACGCGAAGCACGAGCUGGAAGCGAGGCUGCUCAAAGGGAAGCCGAUCCGCAGCUGGAUCAGGGAGCUUCAAGUGAUGUGGCGCGACGCGACAGGCGCACAGCACUCGGCGUUCCUCAAGGCGCGGGACGGCAAGGAGCAGGGCCGAGGUGCCUCCGGAUUCAUCCAAUGGAUGGUGAUCGACGGCCAAGAAGUGGCCCCUCCGUUUUACCCCGGGAGUUCCAUCUCCGCGAGCGGAGGCUUUAAGCUGCUGCUGGCGGAGAGCAGGAGCCGGCCUGGGAGGGUAGAAGACGAGUUCCACCUGAAAAUAGAGGGCGUGGUGGAUCUGGGGGUAACGGCGCGGGUGGCCCAUCCGCUCAUGCAGACUGCGACUGAGGCUCAGGCGCACUUCAACGUGCAUAUCGUGCAGCUCAAUACCCCCUGCAUUGAGACAUCUCUCAUGCUCACAAUGACCUCUUCACACUACUUCUUGGUUCGCCCUCUUCUGAUCAUGCCCUUUUCUCCAUCCAACCCCACCCCCGACCUCUCUCCACCAGCACACGGAGGGCAUUCACGGGGUGCUUGGGCAGACCUUCCGCAGCGAGGCAUCCCGAUCGGUGCGGUCUCGGUGGCACCGGCUGCUCACUCGCAUGCUCACCUGACCUCUCCACCUUUUCUCCCCGCCCUUCCUCCCUCCUCCCCCACCAGCACACGGAGGGCAUUCACGGGGUGUUGGGGCAGACCUUCCGCAGUGAAGCAUCCCGCUCGGUGCGAUUGCUCGGCACCGCCUGCUUACUCGCAUGCUCAGACCUCUCCACCUUUUCUCCCCGCCCUUCUUCCCACCCACCACCAGCACACGGAGGGCAUUCACGGGGUGUUGGGGCAGACCUUCCGCAGCGAGGCAUCCCGCUUAGUGCGGUCGCUGCGGCAUCGCCUGCUCACUCGCCUGCUGCGGGAGCCGGUGGACGUGGAGAGCAGCGAGGUGGGCGAUGGGCUGCUGGAUGGGAUCAUGCAGGACUAUCUCACCUCGGGGAUUGCCGCCACAGAUUGCGUGUUCUCUGCCGCGUGGAGGAGGGGAGAUCCGGAUAUCUGGAUGGGAGACGACGGGCUUGAUUUCAUGCGAUAA